GUAAUGCCUCUGUGAUUCAGUCAAUUUUCUGGCCGACUGCGGACUAUUACAGAGAAUGAAAAUUGUGACGCAGUUGUGUAAAAUAUCUUUCUUUGACUGCUGCAGCAGCGCUGUGGGGUCUUGCGGGGGCCUACAUCAGCUGCUGCAAAACGUCUGCGCAAUGCUUAUGUGCCAGCAGCCACAUAAUAUUAGAUUUUUUUUAACAAUGUAAAAUGCAUUCAGGCAGUUGAGGGAAAUGUUGGGGGUAGAGGGGUCUGAAAGAAAUAGUUGCUUUGUUAAGGCUUGGGAAUUGUAGUUUUGUAUCCCAAGAAGAGCUAUGGAUUCAAUAGCCUCUUCGAAGGAAAUGGACUACAACGCCCAUACGCACAACUCUCCAGAUACUUUGUAAACUCUAUGCAAGUUGCGCGUCUGCACUGCUAUUUUAGGUAUGCAGCUAGUGCUAUCUGCUCGGCAGUUUGCUGGUUUGUCUAGUUAUGGCCUCUAAAAAGAAAUGUAAACAGUCGCUAAUGUAAUGACAGCUUUUGAUCGGAGAUGCACCGAUGACAUUUGGCGACAAGGUACCACGCUUGAUCAAAUAUUUUCGACCUUGUAUGUCUUUCGAGGAAUUGAGAGUCACCACCUCCUUGAUGUGAGAUAUUUCCCAGUUAAAAAUCCGACGAAAGUCAUUUGAGCACGAUUUUCAGCUGAAUUCCCACUUGACUACACUGGCCAGCAUCCAUAAGAUCCACCACACAUUGCAUAGGCUGAACUUGACAGAAGACGUUGGACAGGAUACCCACCCCUCAGCUUGUUGCUCUAGAGCCAUGCCUCCUAGGAAAAAGAGGAGACCAUCAGCUGGAGAUGACAUGUCAGCUAAGAAGAGUCGUCAGGACAGUGUUUUCAGAAAACACGAAACAUCACAGAUCCGUGAGGAGGAGACAUUUUCCAGUAAAAGAUGCUUGGAGUGGUUCUAUGAAUAUGCUGGCUGUGAUGAUGUGGUGGGUCCAGAAGGCAUGGAGAAGUUCUGUGAAGACAUCGGCGUAGAGCCGGAGAAUGUGGUGAUGCUGGUUCUUGCUUGGAAGCUGGACGCCCAAAGUAUGGGGUAUUUCACUCUCCAGGAGUGGCUGAGAGGCAUGGGCUCACUGCAGUGCGACUCUACAGAAAGGCUGAGGAACUCGCUCGACUACCUGAGAUCCGUUCUAAACGACAGCACCAGUUUUAAGCUAAUUUAUAGAUAUGCCUUUGAUUUUGCUCGGGAAAAGGAUCAGAGGAGUUUGGACUUGAACACAGCCAAGUGUAUGCUGGGACUUCUUCUGGGGAAAACAUGGCCUCUGUUCCCUGUGUUUAAUCAGUUUCUAGAGCAAUCCAAGUACAAAGUCAUCAACAAAGACCAAUGGUGCAAUGUUUUAGAGUUCAGCCGCACAAUCAACCUGGACCUAAGUAACUAUGAUGAGGAUGGUGCCUGGCCAGUGUUGUUGGAUGAGUUUGUGGAAUGGUACAAGGAAAGACAGAUGUCAUAACUGCAGGGCAAAAUGGAGAAAAUGCAACUGUGACAACAACAACUAUGAGAAUCAACAACCAAUAAGUAAACAAUACAAAAAUGGUAAAGCAGUGACAGUAGGUGCUUCCUGGUAAAGAAGGGGGUUCAGGCUGUGGGUGGGCUAGGGUGGGGGCGCUGGGUUUGCAGCCUGGGUGCAUGCUGCCCAGAGCGCAGAGGCAGAGAGCUGUCAUUGUGGAGUUAUGUUCCCCAACCGAAGUUUCAUAGUGGACAAGCUUGCAGCAAUCCCCAGUGGCAUUGCUCUCUCACUGUGACAUGUCAUAUUGCUGUCUGUGUUAGGAUAAUGUGGUAUCAUACAUGAAUGAUGGAAGCAAGGUGGUAUUGUGUGGAGAACCACCCCUCACCCCUUAUCUUCAGCACAGAGAAACCAGCAGAAGUGACCGUUCAUGCAUUGUGUCUAAGUCUUAAACACAGUCACUUUGACCUGGACACACAUUAUAUAUUAUAGAUCUGUGCAAUGAACUUGAACUUGAGCUUUCUGGACACGUGGCACUAACUAUUAUUUGUCAUAUUUUGGGUUGGAUAAGAGUUCUUCAAGAAGCACACUGUGUCAAAUGAUGGCUGCAGGUUCCUCAUGCCUGUGCUGUUUACUGUUGAUUUGUGCUAGUUUUUGCUCCCUCCUGCUGUUUUCCUCCAGCUAAUGCUAACAGUGUGUUACCCCUCUGCUAAGGUUUCAGACCUCAUAACAUCAAACAAAUCAGCCAUGCUGCUCACUAACUCUUAUUAAAGUUCAGCAGUGAGCCACUAGUGCUCUGAUCAGCAUUUAUUGGUCUGAUGACAAAUUUAUGUAUCUACAUUGUGUAGGUAAGAGUAUUAUUGUGCCUCAAACCAUGGAAGUCACUUUGUACACACAUACCAACAAACCCAAAUGUAUACAGUAGACACAUGUGAGAAUACAUACAACACACACAUGCUUGUGCACACACAGACACACUGAGUGGUCAGGGAUUAUUUCAGGAUGAAUUCAGACUGUUGGGGCUGUGUUAUAAGUUGACAUAGAGCUAGUUGGUGUCCAUUAUGUCUUUGAUAUGUGGCAUCUGUUUUGUCUUCCUUAGUCCAAUGAUAAUUUCAGGUCUUAGUAGUAGCAUCUCUCCCAACACUGAAUGUGUUAAUGUACGUAGAGUGGAAGACCAGUGACCCUCUUGAAACAAGGUCCUUUAGGCUUGAGUAGUAAAGUAGGUUUGCUGAAAGCAGUGCUUUGUACCAGUCCAACAGGUUCUAAUCAAAACAAUGGACACUGACAGUUUGGAACUCUGUGAUGAUGCUAUGCUCUUCUUUUUUCCUAGUAUACGGUUCUUGUAACGCGUAUAAAUUUUUGUCUUUGGCUGUGGUGUGAUGCUGAAUUGUCAGAAGAUUUAAUAUUUGCAUGCAUGCUCCAACAGAACCUUUUGUGAAUGGAUGAGAUUUCUGAAAACGUUUUUCAAGCGUUUUUGUUUUGUACAGAAAUUUGUGCAAGUGUUUUGUGCUUAAUUUGACAUUCACGAUCAUGUUACCUUAAUUCUGAUGUACAACAUGAUUGUGUAUAUUAAGAGCUGGAACACACCUGUAACCUCAUGGUGGAACAUGAGUUCCCUCCUGCAUUUAUUUCAUCCUAUACAUACAAAGCUUUAGGUAGCUGAAGCCAGUAUGCAGGAUCUUAUUUGAUUUAUUUGAGGUGCACCUGAGUUGUUUUGCAACUUUUGCACCACUCUGUCACAAUACACAUAAACUACACAUUGAAAUUUGGUGUGAAGAUAAUAUACAUGAUCCUGUGUCACUGAAAUCCACUGCGAAAGCCUCUAUUGUCAUUACAACAUCAGCAUAAAAUCUAGGAUCGAGGUAGUUGCUGGAUUUCUUGCUAAACACUGUGUAGUUUUUUUUUGUUUGUUUGUUUGUUUUCUCCCAUGACAGUGCAGGAGGAUGAACAGCCUUGUCCCAACUGUAUAUAUGUAUGUAAACAAUGUAAGUGUCUAUAUGUCUGUUUUCACUAUAACCUAUGUCUAAAUGCAUAAAUAAAAGGGUUUAUUAACUUA
Messenger RNA from Monopterus albus (swamp eel), 3549 nucleotides. RefSeq names its product DCN1, defective in cullin neddylation 1, domain containing 4 (S. cerevisiae) (gene dcun1d4). NCBI's taxonomy places the organism in Eukaryota, Metazoa, Chordata, Actinopteri, Synbranchiformes, Synbranchidae. The record is from RefSeq and is a predicted model, not a curated record. Gene Ontology annotation, cellular component: ubiquitin ligase complex. Bases 804 to 1499 code for a protein of 231 amino acids. Gene Ontology annotation, molecular function: ubiquitin-like protein binding; cullin family protein binding; ubiquitin conjugating enzyme binding. Gene Ontology annotation, biological process: protein neddylation. The transcript is spliced from 11 exons.